Molecule: messenger RNA, 3406 nt
Organism: Porites evermanni
Lineage: Eukaryota; Metazoa; Cnidaria; Anthozoa; Scleractinia; Poritidae
Source: the annotation of a GenBank genome assembly
CUCAAUAGGUUUCUUCAAUUUGGCGAGGGAUCCUCUGGACUUUUGUAUCUUGUCCUUAAUGGUGUUUUCAAGCUCUUCUGUAGUAAGGCGCUGUGUUUUAAAUGGUAUGUGUUCUUUCUGUUCACGAGAGUCAUCAUGAUGACGUUUCUGUGGACCCGUUUUGCGCGGUUUUUGGACUUGGCACCAUUUUCUUAUCAUUGGUGUUUGUUUUUUUCACAUUUAGUCUUUUGGCCUCUGUGGGGUCGCCGUUUCUUCUCUCAGCAUUGUUAGUCUUUCUGUUUCUUUGCAAUGGCUGAUCCCCAUUUUCAUGAAGGUUUGUGUUUUUGUGCCUUUCUGUUGACAUUUGUCCACACGGUAUGUCUUCGUCAUCCGAAGCUAAUAGGCUUUCUUCUGCAGGAUCGUUGGCUAUAUCAGCGACUAUUGAAGGGCUUGUUGUAAGAAGUCCUUCUUCGUUUACUAGUUUGUUAUCUGCCAUGAUGAUUUCGAGAGUAAAUUCUCAAGCAAGACUCGAGUUUCGCUCCUUUCAGUGGACCUCGUCAAUUGCUACUAUGAUAGGUUAUGUUACCUCUAAAAGCAUUCGUGCAUUUCUUUUUCCAGAAAAGAAAAGUCUAAAAGUAGAGUAUUUCAAUACGUCUCCAUAAAAUACUGUAAGCUGGUUUGUAGCAAAUACUCUAUAUUGCAGUGUUUCUUAUUUUUAUAGUUUGACAACAAACAUGUCAGUAAUUAAUUUAAAACAUUUAAAAUCACUUAUCGAUAUCGCACAUUACAGAAAUGAUGAUCCCCAUUGUAUGCCUCGGCGGUUGCUCUGCCAACGUUUGUCCUCACACGUUUGGCAAAGAGGGUGUUUUUCCGGUUGAAUUCAAAAUAUAAUGUGUGUAGUUCUUGCCGGGUAUAUUGCUCCUUUCCUGUCUCAGUCAAACAAAACACUCCUGAGCAAUACUUUCAAAUACUUGCUUCUCUAGUGAACCGUACUCUCUUCCCAUGGUCUCUUUGGAAACUGUCCAGUCAGGUUGAUUUCAUGAGUGCAGUUAUGCACCAGCAGAAACAACUAAGCUUAGCUUCAACCAACCUCGCUGUGUUUCACUCAGCAGCGUUUACGCUCUCAGCAUAAAAGGAAGCAUUAUGCGUCAUGUUUAAACCGAUAGCAGUACAAAGUGUAAACAUUGCCAUUAUCAUCUCAGAAAUUUCCAUUUAAAAGGAGGUCUUCAAACGAAAACGCAACAUACAAUUGACAAAAACAAGAGCGCAUUUUUAUCCACCAGCUAAUUUCCUUGUUUCUCGGUCCCGCCCUCGCCCCGCCUCUAGACCAGUUAGUCAUGUGACCAAAACACAACACUUACAGGGGGCAAUAACGUGGAGGAAAGAGCUGUAUUAUUUCGCUUUUCUACGUUCUUACUUAGUAAUGGUCAAGUACAUCAAAUCGUUUGGCACUGAGCAAUCAUGACAACAUAAACAAAGUGCAGUUUUACGCACCAGAGUUCGUACCCUUUUUCAGAAACAAUUUUCCAGGACUUUCCCACUCUUCAGAUUGAUUUUUCCAGGACUCCAAAAUUCACAUUAACGCUUUCACUGUCAAAAGUGACAAAUAAAUUAUUUCUACUUACAAUUUCAGCACAUUUGCAGGCAAACAAAUGAGGGGAAUAAACAGAAAGUAAAAUAGAGACAAAUUGAUUGAACACUAAAUUAUCAGAAGUAACAUAAGAAGUCCAUGGUGGAUAGUUAGUAGAAUUAUUAUUCCCAUCUUGGGAUUGAAAGUUUCUAGUAAUUCUUUGUUACGUUGCAUUAUACUUCAGUUUACAGUUCAAUUAUUGUCAAUAAAAUCACCAUCAAGGACUAGCUCCUAGUUGGUCAUAGUUGAUUCAUGAUCGACCAGUAAAUUAUACCCGCUCACACGGAGUUUCGCCGCCACAAAUAGUUUUAGCCGCGUGACAAUUGGCUUCUCCUACAGCUGCUGGAGCUUUCCAUCUAACUGCUCAUCAAUGCCUUUCAAGGUUGCCCUCUUUUCCAUGGCAGAUCUUCGCAAACUGUUUGAGUUGGCAACCCAAGUAAGGUUUCUUGAAUUUUCCGCCUUGUCAGCAAAUUCAUCUACAGUCUUCAGAAGAGCCCUUAUAUCAGUUCCAACUGUCAUUUUUCUUAAGCUCAUCGAUCUCAUCCAUUGUUGCCUUUCGUUUUAGCAAUUUUUCCUGGGACACUUAACUCUUCUGCGCUUCUAGAUAGGAAAGAUACUUCUGUCAAGCUCCAACAGAUGAUAUAAGAAGUUGCUUUCAGAUUUGUCAAUUGACAAGGCCUGAAACUGAUUAAAUGUGACCAUGAAUAAUCCUCUGUGCACUGAACGAUCUUUCUGACAGGUUCUCAACUGUCACUUAUUGUUUACAGAAAAGCCUCUAUUAACUGUGGAUUGACCAUGAGACAUAAGCAACAGUAGUUUAACCACACUCCACUGACACUUUAGCUAGUUGCUUAUUACCAGCCAUGUGUUCAUACAGUAGUGUCAACUCUUGAAAUGGGUUCACUUGGGUCAAAAUCUUCAAAGACAGGAUUACCUCCACAUUCAUCCAGAAACUGUCCAGACUGAUAUAUCUCCUUAUCACACUCAUUAGUUUUCAAUCUGUGGGCUUCCAGAAGAAUUUCAAAAACUCUUUUCAUUUUGCUGACUCAUGUUUCUUUCUCUCUUUCCAUUAGCAUAUUUCUUACUAGUCCAUAAUUUAUUGGUGUUUUGUCAAGCAGUUUAGAAGCUGUUUCUGCACCAAAAUCUGUACAUUCCAUUUUGAAUUGAAGAACUUGCCUUUCACAAAUUCCUCAGACUUUUCUUUCAGCAUCUGUUGUGCUACAAAGCCAACAUCAGCUUUCUUGUAGUCUAACUGCUGUUCUUUAUCGGUAGGCUUCAAUUUCAGGAUCUUCAAAGGAGAUGUUGCGUUUCCGUAAGAUAAAUAUGCUUCUUUCCCUUUUCGCAGCUUUUCAAUGCUGAUUCUCCCAUGUUUGAUACAUCAAAUGCCUUCGAGCAAAUUUUGCAUUUUGCUUCAAACUUGUCCAUGUCACGUUCCAACCACAAUUUAUAGGAAGAGUUUCCAACCAAUGUUUAAAACUAAAGACACCCAUCGACUGAUGUAUAGGUCUCCAACUUACGAAAUCAUGCAUAUCUCAAGGUUACUAAGGGACUAUGACAAGGAAAAAAACAUAAAAGAGAAAUAUUUAUGUGGUCAACACCACAGACGCAUAGCAUGUUAUAAUUAUAAUUCUCAAGAACAUUAUUACUUUAUUCAGUUUAACAGAUUUCCAGGACUUUCCAGGACCAGCAGUAUUAUUCCAGGACUUUCCAGGAUUUCCAGGACCCGUACAAACCCUGAUGCACUUUCGACGUACAAAGCUCGAAUUUCUUUCUGGAAGGGAAAACCUAAAUAGAUGA